Messenger RNA from Penicillium coprophilum, 1935 nucleotides. RefSeq lists its product as uncharacterized. The coding region runs from base 1 to 1935 and encodes 644 amino acids. Gene Ontology annotation, biological process: cellular response to oxidative stress. The record is from RefSeq and is a predicted model, not a curated record. The transcript has 2 exons. Lineage: Eukaryota; Fungi; Ascomycota; Eurotiomycetes; Eurotiales; Aspergillaceae. Gene Ontology annotation, cellular component: cytoplasm.
AUGGAGGACCCUCUCAUUGAAGCAUUGCCUCCGGCUACGGACUACUUGACCUAUCUGACACUGUUAGAAUAUCAGCUAACUCCGGAACGUCUACCUCUUUUGCACACUCUCCUGCAAGAUGAGAAGCUUACGACGAACAUUGGCUGGGAUCUGGUCAAACUGCUCCUGCCCAUGCUACCAGCAUCCACUGAGUGCCUACAGGAUGUUGCUAGACUAGGCAAUCCACGUGAAGUGAUUUUACGCGUAUCUGAGUCUCUGAUGCAACUCCACCCGGAGGAGGAUGAGGACGAGGACGAGGCUGAUCAGGGGCUGCCCCUGCACAUCCUACAAUUUAACUGCCUUCUCGGUAUGCUCUCGGUUCUUCACACUCGGAUCCAGACAAAAGCUCCAAGCCGUUUCGUGGCAACCUCCCUCCAGGCGGCACUGGAAGCGUAUACCACAAUGGCGACCAACGAAACCACUCUAGCCUUCCUUGAAUUUUUCCGCGAAGUUUCUCCCUCCAAACGGCCUGCACCACCUCCUAGGGCUGCUAGCGAGUCGAGCAUAUUGAGGGUUGCCGCUGCCUCAGCCCCCGAUCCCGAAGCUGAGGUAUCCUCACCCUCUCCGUCUGCCGAUAACGAGGCCCUGCUUGUUCGGAAAUUCACACAGUUCGGCUUACUUGAAUUGGUAAAAUCAUACCUCUUGAGUUUCUCCAGUCCUAUGGAUCCCGGAAUGUCGUGGACCAUUCGAAUGCAAGAACACCUGCAUCCGGAUUUGCGUCUACCCGCCGCCCAAUCCCAGACUGAGGCAUAUGGGUCGACCAAGGAGCUCAAGGAGCGCGAUAUGAUCAUGGGAAAGAUUAUGGCUCUAUCACGAGACGUUGGAAUUGAUAACGAGGAACUCCUGUCAAUCAUCUCCAAACCUCCGACAGAACAAACUGCCCAACUUGAUUUUGAUGAACCACCAACAAACCCAGAUCAGAUUCCGCUAGAACGCCAUGGUUCGCUCCUCCUGCUAGCGGCUCGGGCUGCAGGCGCAACCCUCUUUGCCUCUGGACAACCGCUCCGCCAGGUAUCGGUCUUCCCCGAGUUGGCUCAAAUAUUCAACAACUUUGUCGGCGGCCACACCAAUCUCGACGAAGUGGCUUUCGGUCAACCGCAUGCGCUUCUCGACUCCCUACUGGCUUUGGCCGUUUAUGCUCUGCAACAGCCCAUCGAACCCCCAUCAAGCGAUACCGAAUUCAAAGAUUUCGUUGUCACCUUGACUGCAUGCACAGCACGUCAGAGCCACGGCAUCGUCCGUCAGAUCCCAGCCACCAUUUUCCAGAGCCAUCCAUCGCCUGAGACACGAUUCAAGCUCAUACACAAGAUCUUGGAAGAUGACCAUCUUGCCUCUGCGCGAGAUAGCGCCAUCGGAUGGCUGAAGGAUGAACUACUUCGCCCCACCCAAUCUUCCGAUACUGUAUUCCAGGAUCCGCUCUACUUCUGGGUUCUAUUCCCCGCUCUUUUCAAACCGGUCACUACCGCCAGCUCAGCAUCCGAUCUCGUUACUAGCUGGUCUCAUCUGACCCAGACGCAAGGUCCACAGCUUCAUUCCGCUUUGAAUCUGUACUACCUGCUGCUGUCCUCGCCAUCGCUACGCGACCAGCUUCAUCUUGAGAAGACCGUCAAGUUCUUCCGUGCCCAUGUCCUAGGUCCUCUCCGGCGGGUAUUCCAGAGCUUCGAGGACGAUCACACCACUAAGGGAGGCGAGGGUGUUAUCGAAGCUGCGGUUGGAGAGGAAAUGUGCCAGAUUGGUAAUGCACGGUCUGUCGGACUUAUUGGCCUUACACUAGAUCAAAUUGAGGAGACAGCCAGCGAUGCAUUUGGUCCCGAUGAAGGGGAUUUGGGUGAAUAUUCCGAAGCGGAAGAGGCCAAGGCGUCUGAGAUUCGGAAGAAGAUUGAUAUCUGGGAAUAA